AUGACCCCGCAUCAUGUCGGACCGCGUCUCGAUCGCAACUCAUUGUCCCUCUCGGACGACGAGCAUGGAUCAACCUUUCAAAUGCGGAGUUAUGGUGGCCCAGGCAGCAGGAUGGGCCGCGUGCUAAGAGACCUAGAUGUAGACGAGGAUGUCGACCAAGAUGAGGACGCAGGUCUACUGAGCCGCUCAACAAGAGCCCGACGAUGCAGCGUACAGAGCUUCAUGUUGUAUAAACCUGAUGAAGAGAGAGCUGUAAAAAGGAAACUAGACCGCAGAGUCGUAGGAUUGAUGUUUCUCCUCUACCUACUAAGCUUCGUAGAUCGAAGCAACAUCGGUAAUGCGAAGAUCGCCGGACUAGCACGGGACCUAAACUUAGGCAAGGGACAAUAUGAAUGGUUGCUGACAUAG
Pseudovirgaria hyperparasitica is the source of this 408-nucleotide messenger RNA. RefSeq lists its product as uncharacterized. Gene Ontology annotation, molecular function: transmembrane transporter activity. The record is from RefSeq and is a predicted model, not a curated record. The coding region runs from base 1 to 408 and encodes 135 amino acids. The transcript has a single exon. Gene Ontology annotation, cellular component: membrane. Lineage: Eukaryota; Fungi; Ascomycota; Dothideomycetes; Acrospermales; Acrospermaceae.